AUGGCCGACCAACACCUAACCAGCACACAAUAUGGCAUGGACACCGAGCAGCACACAAGCGAGCUUGGGAAUUGCUUGAAGGCGGAGACCUGCAGCGGCUCCUGUAACAAGCCACAUGCUUGCCCCCACAUCCAUGAGAGGGAAACCACCAAACCAGGCUUCUACGCAAGCCACUCACCGACCCGGGAACCGGUGCACGGCACAGCUCGUCUCCAUCCCUCCAAGUCACAGUCAAAUUGGGGAGCCGCAAAGCUGCACACUCUGCUAAAUGCCACUGGAGCUGAGUCCCGGUCCAGGGGCGCCUCUGCAGAGACAAACACCAAUGGCAAGAGACACGUCAAUGCACAGGGCAUCGGCUGA
Molecule: messenger RNA, 360 nt
Organism: Pelobates cultripes (western spadefoot toad)
Lineage: Eukaryota; Metazoa; Chordata; Amphibia; Anura; Pelobatidae
Source: the annotation of a GenBank genome assembly